This is a messenger RNA of Vanessa atalanta (red admiral), 2527 nucleotides long. RefSeq lists its product as uncharacterized. The record is from RefSeq and is a predicted model, not a curated record. The coding region runs from base 115 to 2415 and encodes 766 amino acids. Lineage: Eukaryota; Metazoa; Arthropoda; Insecta; Lepidoptera; Nymphalidae. The transcript is spliced from 3 exons. Gene Ontology annotation, molecular function: protein binding.
ACAGGAAUUAUGAGGCUUUACUUCAAUGACGUAUAAAAAGAACACAUAUGCGUUCAGCGAAGAUAAUCAGUCAGGAAUGCAAAAAAUCGAAGAAAUGACCAGCAUCAUAGCAAAAUGGCUCACAAAUGUUGGCAGGCAUGGCUGACAAUCGCAACAAUAUCUCUAGUAACGACUAUCACCAAAGCCGACUUUACAACGGAAUGCCAAAGACCUUGUGACUGCAGGUGGCAAUCCGGUAAUAAGGCUGCAAUUUGCUCCAACUCGAGCUUACGAGUCGUGCCAGCCAAUCUCAGUAGUGAUAUACAAAUACUCGAUCUCUCCAACAACAAUUUACUCCAGUUACACCAAGAAGCCUUUAAAAGGGUAGGCCUAAGUAAUCUAAAAAAACUAUUCCUAAGGGAGUGCAAUAUAGAAGUCGUACACAAAGCGGCAUUUAUGACAUUAGCUAUCAUGAUAGAAUUAGAUUUAUCUAAAAAUAGAAUAAGACAUUUGCAUCCAGACACUUUCAAAGGCACUGAGAAACUUAGGUUAAUAAACUUGAAUAACAACUUUAUCGAUAAGUUGGAGGACGGACUAUUUCGCAAUUUGAAGUUCCUUCAAAAAGUUGAGGUAAGCAAUAACAGAAUAGUCAGGAUCGGAACGAAGGCAUUCGUAAACUUACCGCAGUUAAAGAUAUUGAGAAUAGAUGGAAACAGUUUGAGCCACAUGAAACCGGAAACUUUGAUGGCGUUAAGAAACUUAUCCGGAUUGGAUCUACACAACAAUCCAUGGAGAUGCGAUUGCAACUUACAAACAUUCAGAGAUUGGGUGAUCAGCCACAACUUAUACACGCCGCCGACGUCGUGUGCGGAGCCCGCCUCGAUUCGAUCGAAACUUUGGAACGAAUUAGACUCUUCGAACUUCGCCUGCCGGCCUACUAUAUUGGAACCGCUGCCGGACGCUACUAUUAAAAGUUAUGAGGAGAACGUGACUCUAAUUUGCAAAGUCGUCGGCAAUCCCACGCCAGAAGUUGUAUGGCGGUACAACGGCAAGACAAUUGAGUUGCGAUCGUUUGGAGAAAUACGGUACACUGUUACGGAGAACACAAUGGAUUUGAUCAGAUGGGUAAAUUUAACUAUACUUCACUCACGUUAUAGUGAUAGAGGAAAUUACACGUGCGUUGCCGAGAAUCCUGGUGGAAAAGACGAGAAAACGUUGACACUUGUUUUAUCGAAAUAUGGCGGAGCGGGCACUAUAGCCGGCAUGGACGCGGACACCUUCGCAAUUUUAGUGGGUUGCUUAACGUCUAUCGUAAUUAUAUUCGGGGCAAUAUUGGCUGUUUGCUAUUUUACGACACAGAACAGUGAAUUGAAAAGACUGAUUAAAACCGAUACUCGAUCCUCGAAUGGAGAAGCUUUAAUAGAGGGUUCUGUUAAUUCUGAAGUCGAAAAAAGUUGUAAGACAGAUGUUAAUCCCGUUACAAAGCCGCCCAGAAAGUAUGAACCCCCGUCCCUUGCCAACGCCGCAACAGAAAUGUUGGAGCUUAACAAGACUUUGCUGGAUAACGACUCUGUCUUGGUAUCAAAUGAAGAACGCAGUCGACUGGAGAUCGAACUGCCUAAGAUCUCCAAUGAAAUCAUUCUGGAUCGAUUAUCUCAAGAACCUCAAGCGUAUCCACCUGAUCUUCUCUCCUUCCCACUGCGUGCACCUAAUCAGGUAUCACCUGCCAGCGGUGUUUCAUCAGGUCAAGAAAGACCUUCAAUAUCACAAGAGAGUCCAAAAUCUCCAAAUUACGGAGUUUCGUCCAUAAACUCAGCACUAUAUAGCAGACUCCAGAACACAAGUUACCAAGAAAUACCUCUCGUUAGCACCAAAGGCUACGUGACAUUACCCAGAAGACCACGAUUAAGCUAUCCAGAUAACACAUUACGCCCGCAAGUAUUUUCAACGUUGAAUGGAGUCAUACCUUACUAUGACAAUUUUAACAUGAAACUCUUUGGGAACGGUGGAAACUAUUACAGCCUUAAUAAAAGCGAAAUAGAUUUGGGUCCAGUUAGUAAGACUGGAUUUCUAGAUGUUUCGGAUGAUAUCGAACCAGCUCCAUCACCUGCACCUGGUACUCCUCAUGCUACUAUACCACGGAACAGUUUAAGUUCUCCAAACAUUCACAACCAACUGCUAAUGCUGCAGGCUAUGGCAAAUGGCCACACAAAGAGAUCCUCAGAGCAUAGACCCCUGAAAGUGACAUUGACGGAGAGUGAAGGCCUAUUAAGAAGUUCGAAUCGAGAUUUAAAAGUAGGUUAUAGUGUCAACGUCGCCAGUACAUUAGGUAAGCCUCGAACAAUUACAAACCCACCUCCAAAACCGAGGAAACGUAACUCUGCGGACGUUAAAGAGACAUUUUUGAACGCCAUCGAGAAUGCCACUCAAGUGUAACUUCAAGUGUUAAAGUUAUGAAGUAGGUAUUAAAUGACGAUGGAAUUUGGAACUUGAGUGUGAGUGAAAUUUUUUACUCAGUGUUCUGAGUGCUGAAUUUGUUGCCAUUCGU